Molecule: messenger RNA, 1294 nt
Organism: Suillus paluster
Lineage: Eukaryota; Fungi; Basidiomycota; Agaricomycetes; Boletales; Suillaceae
Product: mitochondrial carrier
Exons: 6
Coding region: 270-1136 (288 amino acids)
Biological process (GO): NAD transmembrane transport
Molecular function (GO): NAD transmembrane transporter activity
Source: RefSeq, a predicted model, not a curated record
UGCCAACUAAUAUCAAUGGAUGUUGGCAGAUAUAGAGAAAAAUGGUUGUCCAAGCCUCCACCAACUUGGUUCUGCCCGCAUAGAUCACGCCAUCUCAGGCCACACAGCCCAUCUUGUCUAAUACAAAUUUUGGUCGAUAUCUCCCGAUAAGAUUCAUUUAGUAGCUCAAACGGCACUUGGGCGUGUCAAGGCCCUUUCCGAGAUACUGCGCAGCAGACUCGGCACAAUACACAAGCGAUUCCCUCCUCGCUUCCCUGACUGCAGCCAUCAUGCUUAGUCUCCUCGAUAUGAUAUUUGUGCUAGGGCCCUUGGGCUUGUCACAUGCAAUCUUGGUGCCACUAGUUGGCACAUUGGUGCGCUUCAGGGCGCACUACAACCCAAAGGGUCUACAACUUCAAGUUGACUCUGAGGCCGACGUACAGCCCCAUACUGGCCCAGUCAUCUCAUCCUUCUUUGCGAUGUUGAGAAGGGUUCACAAAAUCGAGGGUUGGCCAGGACUAUACAAAGGAUUGAUACCCUCGUUGCUGUCAAAUCUCAGCAUCACCUUCUUCUUCCUCUUGAUGAUUUUUUUGAGCGGCAAUAACCUUCGUCUUGGAACAUACAGCACCCCUGGCGCUGACGUCGUCGGCAUGCUCUUCUACAGUAUUUUUGGCGUGCUUGUAUAUCUUCCGAAGAUAGUCAUCACCAACCGCGCAAUAACCACACCUCAUAAGCUGCCGUACUUCAACGCAAUUUACUCACUCCGUGUUCUGCUAACACCCACUGAGCGCCGGAAACCUUGGAUUCUCUAUCUCACUCCUGGUCUUCUCGCCACCCAAGUUGCACACACCGCUUACGUCGCCAUCUUCGUAGUCAUCGUGCUUCUGAGCAGAGUCAUUCUCACCCCUUUGGAAGUCAUUGCAGUCAGACUUUCUAUUCAACGGAACUGCGCAGCCCCGGAAAUCAACCCCAUCUCACAGGAGAAUGAUGGUGACGCCGAGGAAGCAACGGAGUACUCCGGUGUUGACGAGGAUGUCAUUGGCCUGAGAACCGGGAUGGAGCCUUAUGUCGGCGUGAUUGAUUGUGCGAAGAGGAUUAUCGAAGAGGAAGGUUGGAGCACGCUGUAUCGUGCAUGGUGGUUGAUGUUGGCAGCCUGAGUGGCGCAAUCUCAUAAACAUUCUUAUUUUUCUGGUUCAUGCCAACUUUCCAUAAUGGAGAUUCCCCAAGUUCGAAUCGAGAAUAUACUAUGUACUAUGUAACGUUGUACUUGCCGCCGCCCGUUAAUACAUCUGACAGCUGCCUGUCUCUGCCUUGU